AUCUCUCUCUCUCUCUCUCUCUCUCUCUCUCUCUGAGUGAAGAAGUGAUAUAUAUAAUGGAGUUUAUUAGAAAAGGUCCAUGGACUGAAGAAGAGGACUCGAAGCUCAUCAAUUAUAUUACCAUCUACGGUGAAGGCCCUUGGAACUCUGUCGCUCAAUGUGCAGGUCUGAAUCGAACAGGAAAAAGCUGCAGAUUAAGGUGGUUGAACUACUUACGUCCCGAUGUCAGACGUGGAAACCUCACCCUUCAAGAACAGUUUCUCAUUCUCCACCUCCACUUGCGUUGGGGAAAUCGGUGGUCGAAGAUAGCUCAGCAGUUACCGGGAAGGACAGACAAUGAGAUAAAGAACUAUUGGAGAACGAGAAUUCAGAAGCAAGCAAAGCAACUCAAUUGCGACGUAAACAGUAAUGAGUUCAGAGACACAAUUCGAAACUUUUUGCUGCCCAGAUUGGUGGAUCAAAUCCAAGCCGAAUCAGACGCAUUAAGUUCCAUGGCCGAGCCUACCUCCAUUCAUGACUCCUCUGCAACAGAGACAUGGAUGAUCGCUUCAUCAUCGCAGCAACAAUUCUUGGAGAAACAAUCAGUUUUCACUGAUUUCGAUAGUGAUCAUGCGUUGGCGAAUAUCUGGCUCAAUAUUUCGAGUUUAACUGAUUGGGGAGGUUGUUUCGGGGCCACUGGACUGACAUCGGAUAGGAAUAAUGCUUGUUGUGAACAGGACAUGUUUGAUGAUGCUGAAGAAGAAGAAGAAGAAGAAACUAUGGAGUAUAGAAAAGCCUCCCGGUUAGCUGGUGGUGGUGGUGGUGGUUGGGGAUCAGUAGACACCAUGCUAUAUUAUGAUGGUGGUGAAGAAGGUUACACCAACAACACCAGCUUUGAUUAUCACUACACCUUUAAUUAA
This is a messenger RNA of Camellia sinensis, 899 nucleotides long. NCBI's taxonomy places the organism in Eukaryota, Viridiplantae, Streptophyta, Magnoliopsida, Ericales, Theaceae. The record is from RefSeq and is a predicted model, not a curated record.